AUGGCUAGUACUAGUACUAACCCUACUUACAGUCACAGUGCUCCUCCUGCAGCAGCAGCCUUAGAUGGCCAGGAGGGAGGACAACAAUAUCACGGUUAUCAACAUGAACAUCAUCAUGGUCGACAUGAUAAGGAGGACCCGAAGCAGAUGAUGAGGAAUGAGCGUCUUGUGUUGGGGAUUCCACCAGGAUGGAGGUUUUGUCCUACUGAUCAAGAGUUGAUUUCUUUUUACUUGACCAGGAAACUCAUGAAUAACAUUUACCACCCUCAGCCCGUCAACAGCAGAAUCACUGACCUUCAUAUCUAUGACUUCAACCCCAAGAAACUUGCAGAAAAGUAUCAAUUACCAGAAGACCCUGAAAUGUACUUCUUUACCCCAAGGGACAAAAAGUACCCAAAUGGUUGUCGUCCCAGCCGUACAGCUGCUGAUGGGUUUUGGAAAGCAACUGGUGGGAAUAAAAAUAUCAAAGAAAGGGGCAAAACUAUUGGGUACAAGAACACAUUGGUCUUUUUUCUAGGAACACAAAAGAAGGGAACAAAGACUGAUUGGAUUAUGCAAGAAUACACGAUUAGACAAUACAAGCCAUCAAAUAGGCCAGCUCCAGCAGGUCAUUGUGACACCAAGUUGGAUAAGUGGGUUCUAUGCAAGAUCUAUGAGCACAAGAAAAGCAAGAAGAACAGAAAAAAUGGGAGUGUUUCUGACGAUGAUGAAGAGGAGAUAAAUUCAUCAUCAGCUCUGGUAUUGCAAGGUCAAGAAAGUCAAGACCAUCCAUUGCUUCAUAAACCUCUAUCGCCACCUAGGAAUAACAUGAACCAUGAUGGGCCUUCGACUUCUUAUCAAGCGGGACAUUACAACAUGAUCAAUAAUAAUCACAGUGAUUAUGCAUUGAACAACGGAUUGAUGUCACCAUUGGGGUCAACUAAUGGCUAUGGAGCUCAUCAAGAUCAGGUGAGACAUUUAGCUCCAAUGUUACACUUGCCUGGUCAACAAAUGCAGCCAAUUCCUUUGGUUCAUAGCACGGAUGUCAACAAUCAAGAUGCUCAUGCAUUCAAUGGAAUCACAACGUACUACAAUCAGUCCACUCAAUAUGGUUUUGGAGAUCAAUCUGUGCCAAUGUACAACAAUGCAUCACAACUCAACAAUAACGGCUAUCCAUCUAGCAUAAUUUCAGUUGAUACAAUGGAUCAGUAUUGGCUCAAUGAGCCACUUACAGACUUUGAUUUCUUGUUCGAUGCUAUCGGUGAAGGAGUUCUUUAUGGCAUGCCAGAUGUAUUGCCACUCAGCUCGAUGCCUCACAUUAACCCUGCGUCGCAGAGCACAAAAGCUGAUGAGAAAAGUAGUACCACUCCAACUGAUAAUCAUUAG
Malus domestica (apple) is the source of this 1365-nucleotide messenger RNA. The record is from RefSeq and is a predicted model, not a curated record. NCBI's taxonomy places the organism in Eukaryota, Viridiplantae, Streptophyta, Magnoliopsida, Rosales, Rosaceae.